CAUGUGUGACGGUGCAGGAAGGGGCUGGGGAAGCUCUGGGCCCAGGCAGGAGGGUUCCAGGAUCCAGGAGGGGAGGCAGGGGCCUGGCCAGCCAGUGGGGGGAGGAGCCUGACAGGGAGUGCCUAGGCCGGAAGGGAGGGCAAAGGGCUAUGUAUGUUGACCGCCUGCCCCACCCCACUGACAAGAGUCCCAGUCACCAGGCCACCCUCUCUGUCCGGGGCCCUAGAGGGAGCCCAGAAUCCCAAGUGGCUGGAGCACUGGGGGACGCCCAGAGAGAGCCCUCGCUGGACCAAGUCCUCCAGGAGCGGGAUGAAGCCAUUGCCAAGAAGCAGGCAAUGGAGGCCGAGCUGGACACAUGCAAAGCCAAGUUGCGUGCUAUGGAGGCCCAGCUGCUGGAGGUCCUGGAGGAGAAACUGAGGCUGAGGCAGGAGGUGGAGGCCUGGGAGGAAGAUAUGCAGGAGCUGGUGAGGCAGCGGGUCGAGAGUCAGCGGCAGAGAGAGUCCAGGGGCACUCUGGGUGCCCCCAUGGACCCCGGAAAUGCCAGGGCCCCCUGGGUCCGAUUCCCCCUGGGUCGGUGGGGACGCUGGUGGUGACAAG
Messenger RNA from Ailuropoda melanoleuca (giant panda), 597 nucleotides. Its product is annotated as BICD family-like cargo adapter 2. Gene Ontology annotation, biological process: Golgi to secretory granule transport; vesicle transport along microtubule. The transcript has 4 exons. The record is from RefSeq and is a predicted model, not a curated record. NCBI's taxonomy places the organism in Eukaryota, Metazoa, Chordata, Mammalia, Carnivora, Ursidae. Bases 150 to 593 code for a protein of 147 amino acids.